CAUUCAGACUAGGUGCUCGAGGAUAUUAUCAUGAGCGUUGAUAACGUGGCGAGUCGCGAGCUUCAGUCAGCGACGCGAGUUCGCGCGGAGCGGUCGUGUUGCGUCAGUGCCGGUUGGACGCGCGCAGUUGUUGCGCUCGCGUACGCGCCGCAUUCCAUCGUGGGGGCCCUUCGCCGCCAUUGGCCGAUCCGCGUGACGUCAUCCUCGUAAUGAGGUAUUCAACAUGGCCGUGUAGCUAGUUCGCGAGUGUGCUUCGUUAUUCGUUUGAAUGGAUUUAAUCAGUGAAAUAUGCCAAGGAGACGAAACGGUGAGAUACCCUUGCCCGACGGAUGGGAUUACGCGAGGGACUUUGAUGGAAAACUGUAUUUCAUCGACCACAACAGUAGAAAAACGACGUGGAUCGACCCGCGGGACAGAUACACAAAGCCGCAGACGUUCGCAGACUGCAUUGGCAACGAGUUACCCUUGGGUUGGGAGGAGGCGUACGACCCUCAAAUUGGGCCGUAUUAUAUCAAUCAUGUCAAUCAGGUGACGCAGCUCGAAGACCCGCGGUUAGAAUGGCUCGGCAUUCAGGAAGCAAUGCUGAGGGACUACCUCCACACAGCGCAGGAGGCUCUAGAGGCGAAGCGGGAGAUGUACGAUGUGAAGAAGCAGAGGCUGUGUCUUGCGCAAGACGAGUACAAGCAUCUCAACAACGCGCUGUCUACCCUCGCCGCCUCGCGGACCAGCUUAUGCUCGUCAACAACAUCUGUGACGACGACGUCAACGACAUCGCGUCAUGACCCAGAACUCCUGCGUUCCGAGGUGACGCAGGCGCGGGGGAGGGUUGCUCAGCUGAGGAAGGAGUUGAGGCAAGCGAGGGCCGAAGUUGCCAGCGCAAGAAGAGGGGUUGACACCCUUGUUGAAGUCGAACAAAAGUUGAGCUCGCAACAGGGAUGUUACAACAUCACGGAAGCCCAGGCGAUAAUGACAGAGCUGAAGAACAUCCAGAAAUCUCUGACUUCGGGAGAGAAAGAAAGAGCGGACCUCAUGCAAUCGCUAGCGAAGCUAAAAGAUGAUUUGACGAGGCUACAACUAGCGGACACCUCCCCCGAUCUUUCUACAUUAAGUUUACCCCAAGAGAAGCUAAGCACUGCCUCCCAAACGGACCUUUGUGCGGACUUAGUCCCAAUCGGAACGAGAUUAGCAGAAAUGGCGCGGGUUCGCCUACAAUACGACGAUGCUAGAAAAAGGAUACAACAAAUCCAGCAGCAGUUAGCAGACUUGGAGGACAAAGUCCAACCAGGACAAGCGGAAUCUGAUAAAGAUCGACUUUUACUAUUCCAAGAAAAGGAACAACUGUUAAGAGAACUUAGGAGUAAAACUCCCAGAACUAGAUCGAAACAAGAGAUGAAUGAUAUACAAACCGAAUGCAAAAGAUUAGAGCAGGACUUGAAAAAUGCAUUCGAAAUGUCCAAUAAGUGUAUAGCAGAUAGAUUGAGGCUACAUGAGGAGAAACAAUUGUUGUUGCAACAGUUGAAAGACGCGUUGACAUCAAUGACGACGUUAGAAGGGCAGCUAAAGACGCUGUCAGCAUCUACUUUAUCUGUGUCAAGUAGUUCAAGCUUGGGGUCCCUUUCUACGGCAAGUAGUAAAGGAUCUUUAAGUUCAGGAAUAAGCUUUACUGACAUCUACGGCGGGCCGCAGAUAGCCAGUACAUUUCAAGCGGAUAAACCUAUUGAUAUGGUGGACCUUCAUAGACGAGUUGAAAGGUUACUACGUGGAUCUAGUUUCAAUGCAGAUAGUGCGACGCCCGGCGCGAGUAGUUCCCCAUCGCAACCGUCUCUAUCCCCGAGGAGUAGUUUAUCAUCAUCUAGUCCACCACCACCGCCACCUUCUUAUAAUCAGGUGGAAAGACAAAGGCGACAACAAAGAGAAUUAGAAGAGAAGCUAGCAGAAAUGAGGAUAGGAGUUGCGACAGGACUGAAUGAAAUCACUGGACUUUCAACCAUCCCCGUCCAACUGCAAGGUCCCGGACGGCCGUGCGAGCCUUUAUCUCCCAUAUCUGAGACUCCGCCACCACCGCUUUCACCGAGAACUCCCUCAUCUAGUGGCACUAAUACUAGAUCGGUGUCGGCAGCAGUCAGCGACGAGUCGGUGGCGGGAGACUCAGGCGUGUUCGAAGCCGCGCAAGGCGGGGACGCCUCUAACGCUGUGAACAGUGCACAAAUUGAGAUCAAAUUGCGUUACUGUUCCGACGAGAGUGCGCUUGAGAUCGGCAUCCUGAGGGCGCGGAAUCUUCAUGCGUUGUACAUUGAUAUGGAAACUGAAGUGGCAGUCCGCGGGGCGCUAGUAGUCGGUGGUGGUGGUGGUAUCGCCUUCAGCACCACUGCGAUAGCGUGGCGAGGGACCACUCUGCUAUGGAGAAAGACUCAAAGGGCUUCUUUGGGUCCAAGGGCUUUGAGAGCCGCUACCUUACAACUGAAUUUAGCGGCCGGUGCCGAGUGUUUGGGUUGUACGCAAGUCAGUUUGGCUGACUUCGACCCGGAGAAUGUGUCUCAGAAGUGGUACAACGUGCUGAGUUUCAGAAGUAUGAGAAGGGAUGAAAGUUCUGAUGAGUCUACCGUUAUAUCUUCGCAGACGUCUACUCUCACUAGGAAUAGAGGUCCAGAGAGUAUGACGGGUGCGGAGUGCAACGUUGACUGUGGAGACAAUUCUGCUUCGGAAGACGAGGAAUCUAGAGAACCCCUAAAUCAGAUAGUAGAAGAAGACUCUUUCGAAGAUUACAUUCCUGAAGAGGACAUAACUCUAGAAGACGAGUACCUCCACCCUCCCACGGCGGAGAAGGAAACCAACACAGAGUGCAACUUCUGUCCAGAAGGAAGACAGUUACAUAGAAGGAAAAGUCAACAAGUUAGCUCAAACCCCGAAGAGUCGCUGGCGACUAUAAAACGAUCUCAGACAUUCUCACCGCAACCUCAGAGCAUCGGGAAGGGGCAAUACAUUUGCAGACUAAAUCGUUCGGAGUCCGACUCAUCAAUGGCGCAGUAUGCUCGCAGGGUCACCCUGCAACCUCCCCCAGUGGGCAUCCCCUUCGACAGGAGCGUGCGAGAGAGGAGGUCUUUGAGGUGGGGUCGCAGCAGAGGAGGCGCGGCACGACGAGCUACCACCACUCGCUCCAAGUCGGCGCGCACGUCGCUCGACCUGUCGCUCGACCUGCGCGCACAACACACGCGACUGGCCGACCUGAGGCAGGAGAUCUCCCACCUCACGCAGCUCAAAAAGAGAUUAGAAGAGGCCUGCGCCCGAGGCGACCCCGCCGUAGCAGCGUGGGUGGCAGAAGACGAGACCCUCAGGAGACUCAUCUCAGCGCCGGCCGAGUCCGGGGACCGCGUCUCCAGGCUGUUCCACCGCACGUGCCGCGAGAUCUACCGCCUCAGGAAGUCCAGGCAGGGGGGCAGGAAACCGGACCUGGUCACCUUCAAAGAAAAGAUGGCAUUCUUCACCCGCCAAAAAUCCACAAUGUCACUACCCGAUGAAGAAGGAGACCUGUCUGAAGACGAUUGGGAAGAGUUGGAAGAGAGACGCACUCCAGACGGCCGUUCCUCCAAAACCUCGUACGAGCUCCGUAACCCUGGAACAAGUAGCCAGGAACCGACGUUGAUAGAAUGCAAAAACCCAUGUAUCCCGGAACCGUGCUAUGAGAACUUGCCCGUGAAGAAAGAAGAAGAAGAUGCAGAGAAGACUGACGAUGUGAGGUAUGAUUUUGUGGUGGACAGAGUUCUGGGUGUUCAGGUUUAAGGGAUUUUGGUUGUUUUUGACUCGGCUGUGAUCGUGUUAGAAUUACUUAGAAAUUAUUUCUAAAAUUACAAAUAAAAUAUAUAGGUGAAAUUUGCAAAAAAACAUUUUUAGAUUUUUUAUUUUUUUUAUUUAAAUCUUGCCAAUAUUCAGGAUUUCGUCUAUUUAUCCCGCACCUCUGCGGAAUUCGAAGGAAGGCGUCAUAGAAAUUGAUAUGUGUACCAAAGUUCUACUUUACUGUAAAUAUUAUAGAAAUUAAUGUUUUUUAAAGUUAAUAUGGUAAACAAACUCAAAAUACAAAUUGCUUAAAAGUAUAAAAAUAAUUAAAAAAAAAAUUGCAACACUUACAGAAUCCUUACAUUUUGAUAAUAGGUAUAGCUUAUGGCUUUUGAGCUCAGUAAUAUAUUUUUCAAACUUAUAGAAUGAUGUUAUUUUGCAAUACAUUGGCAAUACAUGCUUUCUUUGCCAAAAUAUUGUACAGACACGGAAAAAUUUAAUUAUUCGAAAUAUCACAGCCGAGUCAAAACAUUAAAGUCUUUUAACCAAAUGUUUGGUAUCUGUUUAAGAUUAAAUGUAGAGUCAGCAAUAUCAUAGGAACAUAUCCCCGGCUUACAUAUAAGUGAGGUUUUAUUCUUAAACAAAAUUGUCUAGUAUGAAUUAUUUAUAAAAUAAUUUAUUCUAAAUCAUAACCUAGGCCACGAUAUAUUUUAAAUGACUAAUUAAAAAUAAAAUCGAAAAGAAGGAUGAAUAAUAUUUUUUAAUUAUCUAAUUUAAAGUAAUUUUUAGCAUUAAAUAUAUGUAUAUGUACAUAAUAAAAACAAUUUUACAUUAUAUAAUAUAUUUUUCGUUUAACAUCAUAUUUGGUUAUUGAUAUUUAUGUUGAUCAGAAUUUAAAUAUUAACUCUAUUGAUAAACCAAUAGAAUAUUGCAUUUAUAUAUGUUUUUUAAAAUAUAUAAUGGCCUAGUUUAAUAUAAAUAUAUGGAUUAUAAAAAAGAACGGCACCAUAACUACAAUAAAAAAAGAAUGCACUUAUUCACUGUGAUCACCAUUGCCUUUGAGAUUUCUGGAGGAAGACUGAAAUUAUUAUACAAAAAAAUAUUAUAUAUUUGCAUAUAACACAAUAUAUUAUAUAAACUACAUAUAAUAUUCAAAAUAUGUACGUACGUGCAAACGUGGUGCCAUAUGAAAAUCAGUAGCUGAAAUUUGACAAUAUCGACAUGUUAUAUACUUUUUAUAUAUACAUAAUACAUAUGAAUACAGUGUGUCCAGUCUCGAGCCAGCAGUAAUUUAAGGACUUUAACUUGUUGUUCUAGCGAGCUUUAGUAUGUUCUAGAGAUUUCUCUAAAUCUAUAAAUAUUGUCAAAAUUAAAAUAAAAAUUUUAAAAUGGGUUUUUUUAAAAAAAAAGGGGAAUAAAUCCUCUAUGUGGGUGCAUUUGUUGAAAAAUAUGUUUAUUGUAUUAUCGAUGUAGCUCAUGCCUGGAUACACUGUAAGGUAAUUUGUGGUGUUUAAGAAAAUGGGGAUAUUUUGGAAAUGCAUAUAAAACCGAUAUAUAUAUUACUGUUUUAUUCGUCUAAUUUUAGAUUAGUCUUUGCAAGUAGACGUGAACAAAAUAUACUAUUUCGGAAUUUUCCAUUUUCAUAAUCACCGCAAAUAAUCUCUUUAAUUAUUAUUAUUGUACAAAAUGUCGUGCCUUAAAAAAACGAUGCCUUAAUACCGGCCUUAAAAUGUGCCAUAAAGGCAAAUGGAACAUCGGGUGUACAAAAUAGUGUAUGAAAGUCACAAAAAAAUGCCAAACUUUUGUUUUUUUUUUAUAUAUAAUAGUGGAUUGUAAAUAGAUACGUAAGACCCACCGGUCUAGUUCGGUAUGUAUAAAAGUUGGUAUCCACCGAAUAAGUUUGAUAGGCCAAAAAUGAGCUUUGUAUAUAUGGGCACAGAGUCGAGUUUUAGUAUUGUGGGUCACAUUGUAUGGGAUAUAUUAUAGUUUUCUCUAAUAUUUCCAAAUGUUUUUUAAAUAGUAACUGUAUAUAUGAAUUAUUUUUAUUUGGCACCCCUGGAGACUAUCACAAUGCUUACACAAAAAUAUAUUGUUUUGUAUAGGUGUUAGAUAAAAAUAAUUUAGAUAUAUUAUCUAAAAUUUUGACAGUUUGCGAUAAUCGCUUAGGGUAUGUAUAGGGUGAUUUUUCGAGGCGGAUAUAGGAUGACAUUAUUACCAUUAAAAUAAGACUUUUUCAAUUAUCAAAGUAAUUUUGUUAAAUACUUUUUAACGAUGAAAGAAUUUAAAUACAAACUUUUUUCAAAAAUCUACAUUUUUAAUUAGACUUCUAGAGAACAGUUGUAUCUCAAAAAUUCACCCUAUAUAAACUUUAUAUAUUUUCCGCAAUACUUUUUUUAAAUAUGUUUAAUAACAGUUUAUUAAUUUUAUAUAAUGACAAAAAAUACGAUAAAAUUUAUUAUAUUAUGUGACAUAAUUUUUUCUAUUAAAUACCUUCGCUUUAGAAUUGAAAACUGUGGCUCAUAUCUGCCAAAUAUAUUCAUUCCUAGUGAAUCAAUCUUGAUAAAAUUUUAUCCAAGUUUUGGAUAAUUUGAUAUCUCUAUCACACUAGUAAAGUGUGACAGAGCCAGUAUGGUUGACCAACUGUUUGAUGUUUGAUCUAAUUGGAAAAUUUCUUGUGCAAAGACUAAAGGAAAAGGGUAGAAGGAACGAUGCUGAAAUCAAAAGUUAUAAUGGUUAAACUUCGCCUACGGAUGUAUGAUGUACUGGUGAUGAGUCCGUAGUCGGCUAUGAAAUGUUGUCAUUCUCGUUUUACUAAUAUUUUUUUAAAUUUGAAAAAUUGGAGCAGCGUGGUGUUUUCAAGCUCUAAAACUCUCUCCUAUAGGAGAAAGGCAGCCUGUUCCCUGUAGUGGGCCAUUAAAAUAGUCUGAUGAUGAUAAUAAAUAUUGUCUGCUUAAUUUGCUAAGUCGAGCGUUUAAAACAAUGGGUUUGUAAAUGUUCUAUCUAUUUCCUUUAGUCUGUGACGCAAUAUUUAUUCACUGUAAUUCCAUAAUAUUGUAAAAUUGUGUAACUAUGAUCUGAAUUGUACUGAUAGUGUACAUCUCAAUAAUAGGACCUCGUACGUAAGGAUAUUAUGUGAAUUGUAAUUGUAAUUGUAAAAAGUAUGGCCGCUGAAAGAAUGCUUUUCUGACAGAUCUUAUUAUUGUACAUUGUGAACAAUGUAACUUUGAAAUGACGUUUAUUUAAUGUAAAAAUAUAUUUAUUUUUUUAUUUACCAUACUAAUAAAAAAUAAUUAUUUAAUAAAAAAAACUAUAUCAUUAUUUAAACUCAGAAUAAAUGUUGUGCGCUAAAUUGAAUCUUAAUUAAAUAGGAUAAUUAUGUUUUUUAAAACCAUGAUACGUUGUUACAAAGUUAUGCCAACUGUUUAUUUUUUUAUAACCAUCUGACAAUGUCAGAAACGCAUUAUUUCGGAAGCCGCACUGUAUAUACGGUUUUAAUUGUAAAAAAAAUAUUAAUGUAAAUUAUUCUCUUGUACAUAGGUAAUUACGAGAUUAAAUCUGCAUUCUGAUUACAUUUACAAUUUCAUUAAUUGAUAAGUAUUUUUUUUUAUUAAUUAUGUAACAAAGCAAUAGUUCUGUAGUUAAUAGUUAAUAUUGUUGCAUUAUUUGUAAAAAAAAUGUAUAUUUUAUAUAAACAUUUAUGUGAAGUUUUUAAAUAGUCUUUUUUUUGUAAUUGUUAAACAGGUGAACAUGGAUUUGCCAAAUUAAUUUAAUGUUUUAAUUCUUCCAUUAAAGAAAGGGAUAAUUAUAUUUUGUAAAGAUGCCAACACGAUGAUAGGAGGUUGAUAUUAAUAAAAAGUGAAAAUAAAAAUAAUAAAUCAAUUUAAAA
Molecule: messenger RNA, 7660 nt
Organism: Bicyclus anynana (squinting bush brown)
Lineage: Eukaryota; Metazoa; Arthropoda; Insecta; Lepidoptera; Nymphalidae
Gene: kibra
Product: protein kibra
Exons: 20
Coding region: 289-3780 (1163 amino acids)
Biological process (GO): negative regulation of organ growth; regulation of DNA-templated transcription; regulation of hippo signaling
Cellular component (GO): cytoplasm
Molecular function (GO): kinase binding; molecular adaptor activity
Source: RefSeq, a predicted model, not a curated record